AUGACAGCCUUGGGGGGGGUCCUGGAUCUACGGGAGCAUUGGACAAUCAUCAACGGCAUGCAGUUCAACAAAGGUAAACGCCAGCUUCUACAUCUGGCUCGGAGAGACGCCGGCCAGCUUGGCAGCUGGGCAGCUGGAGAGCCGCUCAGAAACAGCACUCGCCGUCCACAGCGGCACUUCCCGCUCCCACGGCGCCGCUCCUCGCGCCGCCUGCCUCCCUUCAGCGCUCCGUUCCGGGUUUGCCUCCCGCUCGCGAAAUCCGCAGCGCGAGGAGCUGGCGCCGCUUACGGCACAACACGCUGCGAUGCAAGAGCACGCCUGAAAGCACCGACGCCGCAACCCGAUAAGGCAACCCGUACAAAGCGGCGCGUGACGGCGCGGAGGCGUGUCCAGGGGGCGGGCGGGGCCUCCCGGGGCACGGAGCUGCGCUCGGCGUCCUGCGCCCCGCCCCCGAGGAGCGCCGCGCGCUGCGGAAGGGCGCGCGGAGGCGGAAGGUGGCGAGGCGGGGCGCCGCCGCAGGAAACCUCCGAGCGGUGCCGGUGUUCGGCGGCCAUGGUGCGGCUUUACGACUUGCACCCGUUCGGGUCGCAGAGAGUAGUGCCCUGCAAGCAGGAGCCGGCGCAGUUCUGCCGCGGCCGCGACGUGCUGUUCGUGGCCAGCGCGGCGGCCAGCUGCGGGGUGGAGGUGUUCGCCGUACGCCGCGAGGGCCGCUGCGAGCCCUUGGGCUCCUUCGCCACCCUGGGCCCCGUGCUGCGCAUGGCGCACAGCCGUGCAGGAGACUAUUUGGUGACGAUUGAAGAGAAAAGCAAAGCAACUUUCCUAAGAGCUUAUGUGAACUGGCGAUGCAUGUCUGCAGGCAGUUCUCGUGUUUGUGUCCGGAUGGUGGGUCACAAGAUGGAGGAGUCGUACACCGAAACCUUAAAAGAGCAGAUGUCGAUAGUGGAAAUGGCACUUUCAGAUCCUCCGCUGUGUAUUUCAUGUUGUCCUGUACAUGGAGAUCUUCUUGUGGGCUGCAGGAAUAAGCUAGUCAUGUUCUGUUUAAAAUACCUGGUCAUAAACCAGAAUUUGACAGUAUUAGACUUUGAACGCUCCUUGAUUUUACACACUGAUAACUUCAUUCCUGCCGAAGUUGCGUUUUGCGCUAGGCACAUAGCGAUAACAACAGAGUUGGAUGUUCUAAUCCUGAAACUGGACCUGGUCCAGCAUAGAGCAGACAGAGGAGAGCAAUGCGCAUAUCAAGUUAGUACAACAGAAAAGCUGGUGGAUGGAGGUAAGUACAGAUAUUGAACUUUUUCAGACUGAGAAUCUGCUGAUUACUGUCAUUCAUAAAGAAGGCUCAAACGUGAUGUCAUUCCAUACUGCCUGCUUGCAAUGUGUGGGAAUUAACCUGACUAGCUCCCACCCAAAAAUCAGAUCAACAGCAGUGUAUGGGAACUGCUGAGUCUCGGCCUGAACCUCUGAUUAAUCACCUGAGGUGAGCCAUGAGUCAGCCAGAGGAGCACAGGUGAAGGCAAUUCACCCCUCCUGGACCUAUUUAAGAGCUGGCUACCAGAGGGGAAGGAUCUCUUCUGGAGAUCCCCUCUUUUGGUGUCUUCUGGUGAGCUCAACCCAAGGGUAAGCUCUUCCACUUAUUCUCUUUUUGUGAUCCUUGUCUGCUUUGCCUUACUCUCUUGAUUAUAUUGCGAUUAUAACAUCCUGAUAUCUAUUGAUUAUACUCAAUUAUAUUGUGAUUAUAACAUCUUGGUUAUCCAAGCAGAAAGCUGUUAGAAAAUCUUUCAUUUAUAAUUCAAGAAAUUUUAAAAGGUUUGUGCUUCUUGAAAUGGAAACUACACCUUAAAAAAAAAAAAAAAAGAGGUCAAUAAAAUUUCAGAUGGGAAAGAUAUCAAAUGGAGUUUUCUUCAUUGGUGGACAAUGGAUUUUAGCACAGACAACUCACACUGGGUUGUUUUCAAUACUUAAAGCCAAAUAGAAAAGUUCAAAACAUUUUUGGGUGCAAUUAGGAUUUGUUUUCUGGAACUUA
Messenger RNA from Lagopus muta (rock ptarmigan), 2020 nucleotides. RefSeq lists its product as uncharacterized. Bases 1 to 1287 code for a protein of 428 amino acids. Gene Ontology annotation, cellular component: cytoplasm. The transcript has 2 exons. Lineage: Eukaryota; Metazoa; Chordata; Aves; Galliformes; Phasianidae. Gene Ontology annotation, biological process: organelle organization. The record is from RefSeq and is a predicted model, not a curated record.